Molecule: messenger RNA, 398 nt
Organism: Prorocentrum cordatum
Lineage: Eukaryota; Dinophyceae; Prorocentrales; Prorocentraceae
Source: the annotation of a GenBank genome assembly
CGUCGACCUAGUCUAAAUGGUGCGAUGAUGUAAUGUAUCCUCGGGCGAACAGGCUGACCCGCUGCCAGGAGGCAGACCGUCAACCAAAGAACUUCUUUCUUUCUUCUCCUCGUUCUCCUGCUCCUCAUCUUCCUUCUCCUCCACAUCCUGCUCAUCCAGUGGCCGCCCAGGUGUCGCUGGCGGACGCGUCCACAGUCUCCUCGGUGAACGCCACCGUGGACGCCGACCCGGUGUCUUCUCCCCACGUGGAGCCUGGCGCCACCAGCAGCACCAUUCGCACCUUCAAGCUGCGGCUGUGCAACGCCUACGCGUGGCCCGAGCCGGUGGAGAUGAGCCGUGUGCAGGAGCCAAAGCUGGUGGAGUACCCGCUGGCGUACAAGGCAGAAGCCCUUCGGUAG